AAAAAAAAAAUUGACGUUCCUCUCUUCUACCCCCUGUGUAGUUGCUUUCUCCACCCUGCGAAUCCGAUUUGCCUCCUCCAUUGUUUGCCCUGCAGUCGACUAUGCGCUUGCUGCAGUUCCUUUUUUGAGCACACCUCGUGGGGGGAGAAGCGGGUGAGCGGUAAGCAGGUGGACGACAAGCAGGUGAACCGCAAUCAGGUGGACGUGGAUUUGCGGGGCGACUAUAACGGGGAAGUACCACCACACGGAGCGGUUGAGCAGACCGAAGCACACCCCCCACGGCAGAAAUGUCUGCAACGAAGUUACUCCUCCCCAUUUUACUCUUCCCACUUAUGCUACGUACGCUGUUAGUAACUAGCGAAAGCAAGCACUCGCAAAAUUGUUAUUCACUAAGUAGGAGCCCGCACAGCGCCACGCUGGAGACAAAGCGGAAGAGCAAUUCGCUCUACAGCAAGAAGAGGCUCGUCAGGUUGAGGCGGGGCAGGCAGGGUAGGCACGGUUUGCAGCGUGUUCCUCCUCCUCCUGCUGCUGCUACCGCUGCUCCUCCGCGUGCGUCUGCGUUCCUCGUUUUUGACAUAAUAAAGAUCUUCGGGCGGCUGUCCGACCAAGAACUCCUAGGCCACGUCAUUUCGCAUAACAACGACUUUAUAAAGCUCAGCCAGAAUGAAAAAAGAAAAAAAUGGGAGAAAUUGUUCCUUCCUAAUAAGGACGGCGUAAAUUUCGAAGCUUUUAAAAAUUUUUUGAGGCAGGCUCCGUUCGAGUGGCCCCUCACCAUCAACUCUGGGCAGAUAAAGAACCAGGGCUCGAUCAGCAUUCCGGUCUCCCCCAUCGUCUACGUCGAGAGCUGCCGCAAAAUUAGCGAGUUCCUCAAGGGCAAAAACAAAAACAAAGGCGCGAGCGCAGGCACCGCCACAGGGGCGAAGAUUAAUUUAAAAAUUAUAAACGACUACGUGAGCGAGCAACCCAUCUCGAACGAUGCAAUCCAGUGCGUCUUCUCCUCCUUCAGCGACCUGCCCGAGCUAACGAAGGACCAAUUUAUAAGCAAAAUUCACGAGUGGGCCCCGUCAGAUGGGAUUAUCGACUGGUACACCUUCGUCUACAACUUGAAGGAGGAGCCCUCGGACAACAUAAAAAGAUUUUUUGACUAA
This is a messenger RNA of Plasmodium vivax (malaria parasite P. vivax), 1148 nucleotides long. RefSeq lists its product as hypothetical. NCBI's taxonomy places the organism in Eukaryota, Apicomplexa, Aconoidasida, Haemosporida, Plasmodiidae. The record is from RefSeq and is a predicted model, not a curated record. The transcript has 5 exons. The coding region runs from base 288 to 1148 and encodes 286 amino acids.